Pleurotus ostreatus (oyster mushroom) is the source of this 411-nucleotide messenger RNA. RefSeq lists its product as uncharacterized. The coding region runs from base 1 to 411 and encodes 136 amino acids. The transcript has 4 exons. The record is from RefSeq and is a predicted model, not a curated record. Gene Ontology annotation, biological process: endoplasmic reticulum to Golgi vesicle-mediated transport. Lineage: Eukaryota; Fungi; Basidiomycota; Agaricomycetes; Agaricales; Pleurotaceae.
AUGGCCCAACGUGUGAGGUCCCAGGCGUCUCUACGCGACCGCUCCUCAUUGCUGGGUGUAACACCUCCCCCGUCAGGCCGCUCGUCACCAUACCGCGAAUUACCACUACACAAUGGCCAACGCUAUGCCGAUGACCUUGAAGGUCAGAACGACGAAGCCCUGGAAGGCCUCAACUCAAAAGUCAAGCUACUCAAGGAUCUAACCAUUGGUAUUGGCAACGAGGUACGAGAAUCUGCUGUCCAACUAAGUCAAAUGAACGAUGCAUUCGCGGAAACAUCUGGUAUACUAUCUGGUACUUUCCGACGAAUGAACAAUAUGGCCGAACGACAAGGCUGUCGGUGGCUCUGGUACAUUGUCUUCCUAAUUCUCGUGUUUUGGUUCUUCAUUGUUGUAUGGUGGUUUCGACGAUAA